Messenger RNA from Salvia hispanica, 1636 nucleotides. Lineage: Eukaryota; Viridiplantae; Streptophyta; Magnoliopsida; Lamiales; Lamiaceae. The record is from RefSeq and is a predicted model, not a curated record.
AAGCUAUUAUUAAAACUACCGACGACGACUACAGCCGUUUUUUGAAGAAGGUACAUCAGAACCUCGCCCGGACUUUAGCGUGAAGAGAAGACGGAUCGAACUUCUAAGAAGGAAAAAACUGUGAUGCAUAUGAUGGAGGAGAUUAUACGGAAUUAUCAUGUAUCUCGAUUUUGUAUCAUAUACUUGAUCCUCAAACGAUUGGGUGGACACAAUAAAAGGAAGAGAGCUGAACUUGCACUACCUUACAGCAUCAACGACAAAAUUCCUAAACAAGUCAGCCACUUGAACAAAUUAAUUGGUGUUACUGACAUGGACUGUCUGGUCAAUCUUAGGAUGGACCGGAAUGCAUUUGGUAGACUAUGUGCGUUGUUCCGUCAGCUGGGUACUCUUCGUGACAAGCGGUUUGUGUAUGUUGAAGAACAAGUGGCCAUUUUUUUAGGCAUAUUAGCAUAUCACAAGAAGAUUCAUCUCAGUGGGUUUGAUUUUUUGCGGUCGAGCCAUACUAUUUCAUGCUAAUUCCAUGCGGUACUUCGAGCUAUCUUGAAAAUGCACACGUUGUUUAUCGUCAAACCUGAGGCAAUACCUGAUAAUUGUGUGGAUUGGAGGUGGAAACAUUUCAAGGGUUGUCUCGGUGCUCUCGAUGGUACUUUUAUAAAUGUUUUGUUUUCUAAUUCCGACAAACCACGUUAUAGGAAUAAGAAGGGUCAAAUUACAACGAAUACUCUAGCGGCGUGUGAUCGACACAUGCGGUUCACAUACGUACUACCUGGAUGGGAAGGAUCUGCCGGUGAUGCCCGAGUUCUUCAAAAUGAUGUCAGUCGCCCCUAUGGUCUAAGGGUCCCUAUAGGAAAUUACUAUCUCUGCGACAAUGGGUACGCAAAUAGCCAAGGUUUUCUAACUCCAUAUAAAGGUGUUCGAUACCAUCUGAAGGAAUGGGGGCCGAAUGCAGACACACCACAAAAUGCAGUCGAGUUGUACAACAUGCGUUAUACUAAGACGAGAAAUGUAACUGAACAGGCAUUCGCUGUAUUGAAGAUGAGAUUUGACAUACUAUGGAGUGCAUCAUUCUAUCCUAUCAAGGUACAAGUUCGUUUGAUAUCAGCUUGUUUUUUACUCCAUAACUACAUCAAGAGCGAGAUGGCUGUCGAUCCUCUAGACGAUCUCGCAGAUCACUGGGCUGAUGGUAUCGACACAAAUGUAGAUCCAUCUGAUGUCGACUUUGUUGAUUAUGUGGAGGCAACAACAGACUGGAACCUCUUUCGAGACCAACUAGCAAACACAAUGUGGUCUCAGCGUACUGGCGGCCCUCCAUGAAAUGCAUUACAUAAGGAGUUGUUGACUUUAGAAGAGCCAUCGCAAUAUUGAAGCCAAGUUGUUAGUUAACUAUGUUUGGGACUUCCAUAAAGUCUGCUAUGUAUUAGAAAAUCGACCUAUUUGUCAUUUCCUUUUCAUUUAACCACUACUUGUUUCGUUUGAUUUCAUGUUCCACAACUUUGCUUGUUUUAUAUUUGAUGAACUAUGGAAAUUAUGGAUUUGGUUUGAUCAUCAGGCAUCAUUUGAUAGAUCAUGUUAACACCAUGGACCCUCACAGUUUGAUCGAUAAAGUAUGUAAUAAAGUAAAACAUUGAAUUUGUAA